Molecule: messenger RNA, 1737 nt
Organism: Coprinopsis cinerea okayama7#130
Lineage: Eukaryota; Fungi; Basidiomycota; Agaricomycetes; Agaricales; Psathyrellaceae
Exons: 13
Coding region: 1-1737 (578 amino acids)
Molecular function (GO): monooxygenase activity; heme binding; oxidoreductase activity, acting on paired donors, with incorporation or reduction of molecular oxygen
Source: RefSeq, a predicted model, not a curated record
AUGGACCCUCCCUCAUUGCUUCCCGUCAUUCUCAUCCCAGGGCUCUCUUUCCUGACACUGAGAUGGUUUCUUUCUCGUCGUCAACACCAUUCCUUUGUCGGCAUUCCGGGACCUCCUCGACAGUCGUGGAUAACAGGAAACUUGAAACAGCUCUUUAACGCCAAAGGCCUUCCCUUUCACCACUACCUCACAGAACAGUUCGGGGGCAUUGCCAAAGUCUAUGGUUUCUUCGGUGACGAACAACUCUACAUUGUCGAUCCUCGCGCAUUACAAUCUAUCGUUGUGAAAGAUCAAGACUCGUUCGAGGAGACAUCUGUUUUCAUCGAUACCAACAAGGUUAUUUUUGGUCCUGGACUAGUAGCAACAACUGGGGAACAACAUAAAAGACAACGGAAGCUCGUGAAUCCCAUCUUCUCAGCAUCCAAUCUCAAGGCCAUCUCUCCAGUAUUCUUUGAGAUUGCAGAGAAGCUCGCAGAUGUUCUCGAAGCAGAGAUAAAGUCCCAAGAGGAAGACGGAGAGGAUGCACAGAAAGGCAUUCUUGAUAUGUCUGAGUGGGCUUCGAGAGUAGCGUUGGAGAUGGUCGGGCGCUCUGUGUUGGGAUAUUCUUUUGAUCCUCUCGACUCGGCGCACAGCAAUCCUUAUACAUCUGCGAUCAAAGAUAUGAUACCUACACUCUUUAAACUGGCUGUAGUUCGACAAAUGGCACCCUUCCUAAUCAAGCUCGGCCCUCCCUGGUUCCGUCGUAAAUUGGUCGAGUGGACUCCGAACAGCUUAAUCCAAAAGGUCAAGGACAUGUCGGAUGUCAUGCACGUUACAGCACAGCAAAUUCUGGAACAGAAACGCCAGGAGAUAACGAUGCUUGGGCGAGAUGAACAAGGCCACUCGGAUCAAGAAAAACCAAAAGACAUCAUCUCCUUGCUACUUCAAGCGAAUGAAAAGGCAGGGGAAGGAGAGAAAAUGGACGACGAUGAGCUUACCGGACAGAUGACCGUUCUUAUAUUUGGCGCUCAGGAUACCACGGCAUCUUCACUGUCCCGAAUCCUCUACAUGCUAUCCACCAACCAGGAGAUGCAAUCGCAACUCCGCGAUGAAAUUCGAAACGCCUAUCAGGAGGCCUCAAACAGAAAUGCAGACACACCGACUCGUCUGAAGUAUGAUGUGAUUGCUGCACUCCCUUUUCUCGACGCCGUCAUACGAGAGACAUUGCGACUUUACCCACCCGUUCCUUUUGUCCGGCGAACCUGCAUCAGGGACACCGUCGUUCCUUACACCAAGCACGCCGGUUCUCAAUCCGAGUCAUCAAGGACUCAGAUGACGCUACGAAUCCCCCGGGGUACAACUCUGUUUGUAGGAAUAGCGGGAGCCAAUCGGCUCGAGCCGAUCUGGGGUCCAGACGCCAAAGAGUGGAAACCGGAGAGAUGGUUCAAAGAGAAGGCGACAGUUUCGGAUGUGAAGUUGCCUGGAAUCUACUCGGGAACACUUUCUUUCUUCGGAGGGGGAAGAUCCUGUGUAGGACAAAGGUUUGCAAUUAUGGAACUCAAGAUAGUCCUUGUGACUUUACUUUCUAGAAUGAAGUUCAACCCUACAGGGAGUGAGAUUGUUUGGAAUCUAUCCCAGAUUAUAUCGCCCUCUGUUCGGAGACGAAUAACCACUGAGUCAAGGCAAGGCUUUGAAGAGGCCAAGGGGAUGCCCUUAUACGCUACAAUAGACGCUCUUGUCAGCGGCACUUCCCAGUAG